Messenger RNA from Capsicum annuum, 1983 nucleotides. RefSeq lists its product as uncharacterized. The record is from RefSeq and is a predicted model, not a curated record. The transcript has 6 exons. Bases 1 to 1983 code for a protein of 660 amino acids. Lineage: Eukaryota; Viridiplantae; Streptophyta; Magnoliopsida; Solanales; Solanaceae. Gene Ontology annotation, molecular function: nucleic acid binding. Gene Ontology annotation, biological process: DNA integration.
AUGGCAUCGGAAUUACGAUCUACCUCAACUUCCUUCGAGGAAUUACCUUCCAUAUCAACAGAAAAGGUGAGCAAUACUCAUCCUAUGUAUAUUCAUCCAUCUGAUACACCAGGAUCGGUACUGAUUCCGGUCAAAUUAACUGGGUCAAAAAAUUCUGGCUUGUGGCGGCGAUCGAUGACAAUCGCAUUGCAAGCAAAAAGGAAAUUGGGAUUUGUUAUAGGUACUUGCAGAAAGGAGCAGUUCAGUACUGAAUUGCACGAAGAUUGGGAGACUUGCAACGCGAUUGUACUUUCGUGGAUCAUGAAUACAGUCUCUGCGAGCCUCCUUAGUGGGAUUGUGUACUCAUCGAGUACACAUCUGGUAUGGGAAGACUUGAAGGAGCAUUUUGAUAAAGUUAACCGAGUUCGUAUUUUCCAGUUGCAUCGUGAAAUUGUCAUAAUUUCUCAAGGUACAGAUUUAAUAGCAACAUACUUCACUCGAUUGAGGGAGCUCUGGGAUGAGUAUGAUGAUUUGGUCCCCACACCAGGCAGAGGAGGCCAUGUCAAGGAAGAUUGUUAUUGGUUGGUUGGGCAUCCUGGACAGUCUGAUGAUCACAAGAAGGUUCAUGAUGAUGACUCCAAAAGAAAAGAUUACGCUGGGAAUCCUGAGAGAAAGCCAUACAAUCCACACUAUGAUAGAAAAUCAUAUAACCCUCAUUUCGAUAGAAAAGGAACCUUUGCAGCAAACAAUGUUAUGAUCAAAGUUAGAAGGUCUUAUGUCACUGAGCAUGGUGCUUCAAAUAACCCUAGUUCUAGUACAGGUGUGCAGACCUUCACAGAUGAGCAGUAUAGACAGCUCCAAGAGAUGAAGAAUGAUAAGAAGCAGCAGCAUGAUAAUCACACUAAUCUGGCAGACUCCGGUGCUACACAGCAUGUGGCAUCCAAUCUUAAUCUACUAGAGAACAUAGUUGAGACAAAGUAUUCAGCUUAUCAACAUAUACAUUUACUGAAUGAAAACACAUCUAACAUCACACAUGUAGGAGCUGCUGAGUUCAUAAACAAUAUGAGAGUGGAUAAUGUUUUGCAUGAUCUUUACAGUGGCAGGGUGAUGGGGAUUGGUAGGGAGGAAGGAAGUUUGUACAUAGUGAAGUCAGUAAAAAUUGUCAGAUCAGAUAAUGGUACUGAAUUCUUCAAUGUGCAGUGUCAGAAUCUUUUUGACUCUUAUGGUAUUAUUCAUCAGAGUAGUUGUGUCUAUACUCUUCAACAAAAUGACAUUGUUGAACGAAAGCAUAGACACAUUUUGAAUAUUGCUAGAGCAUUAAAAUUUCAGGCUCAUAUCCCUGCCAGAUACUGGGGUGAAUGUAUUGAAGGUUCUGUAUAUCUACUAAAUAGAUUACCCAGUGAGGUUCUGCAAGGUCAAUCACCUUAUGUGUUGCUGCAUCAUAAGGUGCCUUCCCUUGAUCAUUUAAAGGUUUUUGGAUGUUUGUGCUACGCUACAAAUUUGGUGCCAUCUGAUAAAUUUGAUUUGAGAGCAAAAACUGUUGUCAUGAUGGGAUAUUCUACCACCCAAAAGGGAUACAAGCAAUUUGAUUGUGCUACAAAAACUUUUUUUGUUAGCAGGGAUGUAUUCAAGAAGCAUAUGUUUUCUUUCUCUACUUCUUUUACUGGAGGUGAUACUGGUCAAGAAGGUGUAGAACCAUAUACAACAGAAGAUGAUGCUAGUCAAGAAGAAACUGUAGAAGACCCAUAUGCAGCAGCAGGUGAUACUAAUAUAACUGGUGAUGAUGAUGAUGAACAUCAUGAAAUUGCUGGUGGCAAUGUUAACAAUGAAGAUACUGGAGAAAACAUAGUCCAAGAACAGGAACAUGAACAUGUUCUUCAUAAAAACCAUAGUACAUCUCCAAGAAGGUCCGAAAGAGCUAUUAAACCACCAUUAUGGCAUGAGGAUUAUGUCACCACAAAGGGAAGAGAGAAAUCAUCCUACCCCAUAUCAAAUUAUGUGUAA